CCGCAUUCUUGGACCGUGGACUUGAUGCUCCGGAAUUCUAGAAACGCGAUGCUUACAGCAACAGCGGUGUAAAUUUCGACGAAUAUUACUAUUCAACAAGACUGUAGUAUUUCCCUUGAUCCGCCAUGAACCCCCUAACGAAUGUAAAAAAUAUAACCAAGUUAGGUGAGCAAGAACUAGUACGCAACAGUAAAUCUUCGUGGCAUGACAAGUACAAGGACAGUGCUUGGAUAUUCGUUGGAGGCUUACCGUAUGAUUUAACUGAGGGAGAUGUUAUUACAGUAUUUUCCCAGUACGGUGAAAUCGUAAACAUCAAUCUCGUCAGGGACAAGGACACUGGCAAACCGAAAGGGUUUGGCUUUAUUUGUUACGAGGAUCAAAGAAGCACUAUACUCGCUGUAGAUAACUUCAAUGGAACAAAGGUCCUGGGUCGAAUUUUGAGAGUAGAUCACGUGGAGAAGUACAAAGUGCCGAAAGAGUCGAAAAAUACUGAUGAACAUACAAAAAAACUGCAGAAUCAAGGCUGUGCACCAGUACGAAAAUGAUAAUAGUUUUAAAUGAAUAAAUACACAGCUCUUUGAAUUCAAAUCGAUGUUGCGUAGACAACUGAUCGAUUGCAAGCAGGAAAAAGA
This is a messenger RNA of Diprion similis, 632 nucleotides long. Its product is annotated as RNA-binding motif protein, X-linked 2. The transcript is spliced from 4 exons. NCBI's taxonomy places the organism in Eukaryota, Metazoa, Arthropoda, Insecta, Hymenoptera, Diprionidae. The record is from RefSeq and is a predicted model, not a curated record. Gene Ontology annotation, molecular function: RNA binding. Bases 126 to 545 code for a protein of 139 amino acids. Gene Ontology annotation, cellular component: precatalytic spliceosome; catalytic step 2 spliceosome; U2 snRNP. Gene Ontology annotation, biological process: mRNA splicing, via spliceosome.